AUGAAUUCAGUGAACGAUUCAAAUAAAAUUUACCAUGAACGUCAAUCUAAAAUGUUUUGUGCAUUGCAUGCACUGAAUAAUGUAUUUCAAGAUAAAAUAUUUUCAAAACAUUGCUUAGAUAAAAUAGCUGAUAAUCUUAAUAGCAAUUCAUUUAUUAAUCCACAUAGAAAUGUAUUUGGACUGGGGAAUUAUGAUGCAAAUGUACUAGUUAUUGCUCUUCAACAAUGUGGUUAUGAUAUUGUUUGGUGUGAUAAACGCAAAACAAUAGCUGCGCAUAAUCUAAAUUUCGAUAAUAUUUUUGGAUAUAUACUGAACACAUUUUCUAAUCGUCGUAUUUUUAAUUUAACAUUGCCAUAUUCAGGAAGUCAUUGGAUUGGUUUACGAAAAUUAGAGCAUGAUGAUAAAUAUUCAUAUUUUAAUUUAGAUUCUAAAUUAUGCAAACCGGUUGUAGUUGCAUCAACGGAUGAUGAAUUCGUUAAUUAUUUAGAAGGACGUCUUAGAGAGUAUCCAGAGACUCAACUUUUAUUUGUCGUAUCCAAUGAAGUGCUUCGACAACGAUCUUGGACGCAUAAUAAACAAUAAGCACAGUUAAGGACGAUCUAAUUUUUUGUACGUU
Messenger RNA from Schistosoma rodhaini, 616 nucleotides. Lineage: Eukaryota; Metazoa; Platyhelminthes; Trematoda; Strigeidida; Schistosomatidae. The record is from the annotation of a GenBank genome assembly.